ACCAAAACGCCCCGCUUCACGCCCACUCCAAGUCUCCAACCCCCCUCCCCUUAAUUUUAUUAUUCUAUUUUUCCCGCCUCCCGCUCUCCGAUCGCCGCCCCCAUGAGCUCGAGAGAUCUCGCCCUCAUCUCCGUCUCCGCGGCCAUUGGAGCCCUCGCCUCUUUGAUUGCCCUCCGUCUAAUCUCCUCGAACCUUAAGAGGCCCUCUCCGCGCCUCCUCUCGCCUCCUUCCACCAAUGGUACCGUCGAGAACUCCACCGAUCAGAGCCCCUUCGAUCCCUCCAAGCGCAAAGGGUAUCUUUCGUGGGAUGAUUACUUUAUGGCCAUUGCAUUCCUUUCGGCGAAGCGUUCUAAGGAUCCCAACAGGCAGGUUGGAGCAUGCCUGGUCAGUCUAAAUGGAAUAAUUCUUGGCAUUGGCUAUAAUGGAUUUCCAAGAGGUUGUUCUGAUGACAAGCUCCCUUGGGCAAAGAAAUCUAUGAGCGGAGAUCCACUGGAGACAAAAUUCCCCUAUGUCGUUCAUGCUGAAGUUAAUGCUAUCCUCAACACAAACCAUGCAUCUGCUUCCGGACAGAAAUUAUACGUCACAAUGUUCCCAUGCAAUGAAUGUGCAAAGGUUAUCAUCCAGUCAGGUGUCUCUGAAGUCAUAUAUUUUGUUGAGAAAACGUUGGGCAAGUCUGAUGCCAUGUAUGUUGCCUCUCACAAGUUGUUAUCUAUGGCUGGUGUUAAGGUUAGGAAGCACCAACCAAAAAUGUCACAGAUUUCAGUCAAGUUUGAGGAGCAUUAGAAGCAAUAUAGUCCUCGAGUGCUUGCUAUUGCUUUGUAAGAUAUCAACCUUGAUAUGUAAUCUCAUGUGGAAGCAAAUUAUUUGUAGUGGUCCGAAGAUGAUUUUUGAAAUCAAAGAAAAUGGGCGGGCUUAGCAUGGAGAUAAUCUGGACUUCUUCAAUUACCAUCAUUCUAUCAGCCGCUUCUCCACAGUUCAUACCAGCAUUUCUUCAGGACAGUAUAAUCUUAAGACUAGAGUCCUCCUGGUGUUGGUGUUUGUAGUGAAAAGCUGCCACUCUUUGUUCCAUGAUUCCAGAAUGCUUCGACAGAACUUGGUUAUGUUGGGUCUGAUUAGGUUGUCUAUAUUUUCAUGAGUGGUUUUAUCACUCCUCCUUAGGAAUUGCUUACAGGGCCACAAAAGUAUUCAUAUGCACUGCCGGCCUGCCAUGUGGCAUAAGGUGAUUGGUGCUCUAUAUGACCAACCCCUAAUGAAUUGCACAACAACAUGUAUGGUACUAAUUUCCUUUGUGCCGCAUGAAAUCCCAGAGAUGAAGAGAAAUGUUUGGUACCAAGGUUGGGAGUUAUGGCAUUAGUCAAGCUAGCAAGAAUCAUGUAAGCCCAAACUCAAUGAAAUUGUAAAUCAGUUGGAUCAGAUCAAAUUGUAUGUCUUGGAUCUUUCAAGAAGUUAA
Molecule: messenger RNA, 1450 nt
Organism: Phoenix dactylifera (date palm)
Lineage: Eukaryota; Viridiplantae; Streptophyta; Magnoliopsida; Arecales; Arecaceae
Product: Cytidine/deoxycytidylate deaminase family protein
Cellular component (GO): cytoplasm
Molecular function (GO): zinc ion binding; dCMP deaminase activity
Source: RefSeq, a predicted model, not a curated record